UGUUCUAAUGCUUUCAGAUGUUAACCUUUCAUACAACAACAGCAACAUACCCAGUGUAUUCCCACCAAGUGGGGUUUGGGGGAUGUUAGCCUUGCGUAUUUUUUAUAUAGGAACCAGAAUUUUCUUCCACGUGUACCUUGGAUAUUCUAUUAGAGACUCUGCAUUUCCGGAGGACAAUAAGAUUUUACUCAUUAUCAAAGCACAAGGGUGAACAGGAGCAGCUCUAAACCGCAUCCACCUUUCUCAAGUAACUGGAGAAGGGGAAAAAACAAGAAUCAUUUGAUGAAACGUCAAGUAAUGCAUGAACUAGGCAGGCGAAUUCGCAGCGGUACAUCUAUUUUAUCUGUAGCUUUUUCAAAUAAAAAAUGACUCAUAUUUCAAAAGACAUACAUUCGGGGCUGACAUAUCAACGUACUGUGAGUGAUAAAAAGGCUUCAAACUUGUUUAUGUUACAUUUUGCUAUGAACUUUCCUAGAUAAAAUUAUUACUCCUGUUUCCUACCUAAAUUAGGUCUUUUUCUCUCAUGAUGUAUAAAAAUUUCUGUAGUUGCAACGUGCUACUUUAUGUCAAUUUUCAUGUUGAUCUCAAGAUGCUUCCUCAGCUUCACAGUGACAAUAGACGCUACACGCUGCUCAACAAGAUUGGAAAUUACGUCAAUGAUAUAUAAGCAGCUCAAAGAUUGAACAACUCCUACAAUGACAACGAACUGUCAUUGUGCACAUCUUAGCGGUUCUGCAAAUUGAUUGAGCACCGAAUGUAUGAUUGCCCCAAGUUGGUUGGGAACUGUCAUUGGUCACCUCGGCAUACAGAGGUAUUUCGAUUCGGGUAAGAAACUAGAAAGUAGAACUUCAACUUCUGUGGUUGAAUUUGAUGUCUUUGGUAGGCAGAAUGAAAAGAAGGAAUUGAUUGACCGUUUAACAUCUAAGGAGGCAAGUGAAAAAAAUCUGACUGUUGUCCCUAUUGUUGGAAUGGGGGGCAUGGGCAAGACAACACUUGCUAAAGCUGCUUACAAUGAUGAGAAGGUGCAAAGCCAUUUUAAUUGGACAGCUUGGUUUUGUGUGUCUGAGCCAUAUGAUGCUUUCAGAAUAACAAAAGGGUUACUUCAAGAUAUGGGCUCAUUUGACUUAAAGGAUGACAAUAAUCUUAAUCGGUUACAAGUCAAAUUAAAGGAAAAACUAAAUGGAAAAAGAUUUCUCAUUGUUCUAGAUGAUGUAUGGAAUGAAAAAUACAACGAGUGGGAUGACUUGAGGAAUAUUUUUGUUGACGGAAACAUUGGAAGUAAGAUCGUCGUGAUGACACGUAAAGAGAGUGUUGCCUUGAUGAUGGGUAGUGGGGCAAUCAACGUGCAGACUUUGUCUGAUGAAGCCUCUUGGGCUUUAUUCAGACGACAUUCGUUAGAAAACAGGGAUCCUAUGGAACAUCCGGAACUUGAAGAGGUCGGAAAACAAAUUGCAGCUAAGUGCAAAGGACUUCCCUUAGCUCUGAAGACGCUCGCUGGCAUGUUACGCUCCAAAUCAGAAAUUGAAGGGUGGAGACGUAUUUUGAGAAGUGAAAUGUGGAAGCUGCCUAACAAUGACAUAUUACCAGCAUUGAUGUUGGGCUACAAUGAACUUCCCCCACACUUAAAGCCAUGUUUUUCCUUUUGUGCAAUAUUUCCUAAAGAUUAUCCAUUUAGGAAAGAGCAAGUUAUUCAUCUGUGGAUUGCUAAUGGUCUUGUAGAACAACAGGGAGAUGAAAGAAUUCAAGAUUUAGGCAACCAAUACUUUGACGAGUUGAGAUCAAGAUCGUUGUUCGAAAGGGUCCCAAAGUCUUCUGAAAGAGAUGGAGGGAAAUUCUUAAUGCAUGAUCUUGUCAAUGAUUUGGCCCAAACUGCAUCUUCAAAACUUUGUGUCAGGUUGGAAGAUUGCCAAGGAUCUCAUAUGCUGGAACAAAGUCGGCACUUGUCCUAUUCAAUGGGAGAAGGUGGUGACUUUAAGAAAUUGAAUCG
Capsicum annuum is the source of this 1987-nucleotide messenger RNA. Its product is annotated as putative disease resistance RPP13-like protein 1. The record is from RefSeq and is a predicted model, not a curated record. Lineage: Eukaryota; Viridiplantae; Streptophyta; Magnoliopsida; Solanales; Solanaceae. Gene Ontology annotation, biological process: defense response to other organism. Gene Ontology annotation, molecular function: ADP binding.